GGCAGACGGGCGGCCGGCGGCCGGGAGGGGAGCAGCUGCGACCGACGCUGUCGCCACCGACGAGCCAGUCUGUCCGACAGUCGCACAGACGGCGGCACAGACGGCGGCGCGGCGGUGACAGGGAGAGCGGUGCGAGGGACCGGCGGUGGAAAAACGGUGACAUAGGAGGUGGCUAAGGCGGCGACAUAACCGGUGGAGAGCAGCUGCUGACUCGGCCGCAUCUUGUUGAGAUAAGUGUUGUAGGACGAAGAGACGUCCAACUGCACCAGACGACGACGGCGACGAACAACUGCGGAUCACCCAGAGCCAGUGGACCGUUACGAACAGCAGGCUGACGACAUAUGUUUACAGGAACCGGAAAUUUUAUCGACUUCAGACUGUGAACAACUGGAGAUCGAAGACCGAGGGUUGAAAGCCCCGGUCAGAACUAUCGUAUUCCGUACUGACCCAGACACUGAUUAGACAGGUAAACCAAGUCACCGGAGAGAGAAACUCGCAACAUAAGCCUCAGCUGGGCAGCAAGCAGCCAGAAACGUUUUCGGGAAGAGGUCGGUCCAGCGAAGAUGGCUGCCGAGCCAUCCGCCUCUGCUCCGCCCCGGCCAUCGCCGUGUGGCACCAAGCGCAGUUUCGACGUGGCGUUCUUAGUGUCCUCGGCCAGCGAGCCGGCGUCUCGCUGCAGUCCGCCGCCGGCCAAGGCGAGCAGCGCGUUCACGCGCGUCUGGCGGCCGGCGCCGGCCAGCCCGCCGGUAUCGGCCGCGCUGCCGGCCGUCUCUGAGGAGGAGCGCACGGUGCCGCUGCAGCCGCGCGCCCUGCUGGCCGCCAAGCUGUCGCUGCCGCCGCGGCUGCCGCUGCCGUUCCCGCUGCAGACCGGGCUGGAGCUGCUACACAAGCCGCUGCUGCCGCCGCUGCCGGCCGGCGCGCUCAGCGCCAUCCUGCCCGGACAGAACGUGUGCGCGCUCUGCCGCAUCAGCUUCCGGAUGACGUCCGACCUGGUGUACCACAUGCGCUCGCACCACCGGCGGCAGGAGGACGGCCAGCGGCGCGCGCGCGAGGAGAAGCUGCGCUGCUCCGUCUGCGGCGAGACGUUCCGCGAGCGACACCACCUGACCCGACACAUGACGGCGCACACGGAGCGAGACGGCGAAACCAGAUGAGGACCGAACCCAGGGAUAAGAUGAAGGAACUAUCGGGUGAGGCGAGAACACACGCGAAGCGAAGUCAGAGCGACACGGAGUGAUAACCCCGAGGGGAGAUGGGCAAUGGACUUGCGACUGAUUGCUUGAUGUCGUGAAUCCGUGGCUCUACAUAUAUGCGAGAUAUGCAGCUCUCGUCACGUCGCCACCCACCUUCCUAGAAAGUGGGUCCCUCCACGUCCACGUCAGCCCCACGUCAGCCGAAGAAACUAUUCGGCACUUGUUACGCACGAAACUCUGUGGUAUGGCAUAUGCGGAUGAUGCAGCCAACGAAGGCUGCUGCGGACUUAAGAUAUGUAGAGCAAACAUUUGAUGAUGUAUGUUAUGUACUUCCGUAUGACAAUGCAUCCUGCUUCGGUCUUAUAAAGCAGUUUCAACUAGUCAGAUGAUAUCUAUAUGUAGGUAUGUAGGACACCGACAGUGUACUAAUUAACGUCUUACACAAAAGUGAAGCUUUUUGGUGAUUGCAGUGUGUAGGUUUUUCUAUACCUAAAUUUACAGCCGUCGCAAUUUACGUGCUGCCCUUUAUCGCAAAUGUUGCAUUCAUUUUCACACUUUGACUGCCUGCAUAUACUAUUAUACUACGCACAAGCUAACAGACUAUAGGUAAUUAGCACCUAUAUGAAUAAAUGUAAUAGAUUAGAUUAGUCUUAAAAAGACUUGUAGAACGUUUAGAUUUACAAUACUAUUACUGUGUAAAAUGUCAACUUUCUAUGUUGGUUUAUAAGCCUCAUUGAAACAAAGAACAAUUGCAAUAAUUUGUGAUGCCUUUGGUAAUGGAUUCAAAGGUGUUCUGACAAUAAACGAAAAAUA
Amphibalanus amphitrite is the source of this 2006-nucleotide messenger RNA. RefSeq names its product PR domain zinc finger protein 8-like. Bases 564 to 1154 code for a protein of 196 amino acids. The record is from RefSeq and is a predicted model, not a curated record. Gene Ontology annotation, cellular component: nucleus. Gene Ontology annotation, biological process: regulation of DNA-templated transcription. NCBI's taxonomy places the organism in Eukaryota, Metazoa, Arthropoda, Thecostraca, Balanomorpha, Balanidae. The transcript has 2 exons.